This is a messenger RNA of Nezara viridula (southern green stink bug), 1086 nucleotides long. Lineage: Eukaryota; Metazoa; Arthropoda; Insecta; Hemiptera; Pentatomidae. The record is from the annotation of a GenBank genome assembly.
AUGAGUUUCGGUUUGAAGUCACUUCGGUUUGAAGCUCACUUACCAUUAUUAUUUCACCAAAGAAAUCACAAACUUCUUAAAUUGUUUGUUGCUUCAGAUAGAAGAAUGUCUGAGAAAUCAAAAGCAAAAGUAUUUGUUAGCAGGGAUGAUUUUCCUGCCGAAGGAAUGAAUUUAUUAAAAGAAAGAUGUGAUCUUGAAAUUUGGCCCCUUAAAAAGGGGCUCUUAUCCAGGGAUGAAUUAGUAAAACAGAUCAAAGUAAAAGAUGCUUUUUAUAUCGCACUUGGUGACAAAAUUGAUAAAGAGCUUUUGAAAUCAGCAGGUAAAAAUUUUAAAGUUAUUUCUACUAUGUCUGUUGGACUGGAUCAUAUUGACGUAGCAGCUGCAAAGGAAGCAAAGAUUCGGAUAGGCUACACACCUGACGUACUUACAGAAGCUACUGCUGAAUUAACUAUUGGUCUAUUAAUAGCUACUUCUAGGCGUCUAUUUGAGGCAAAUAAAGCUCUCAGAUGUGGUGAUUGGAAAUCAUGGUCACCUCUAUGGAUGUGCGGCCCUGGUUUAGAAGGCAGUACUAUUGGAAUAUUUGGCUUUGGUAGAAUUGGACAAUCAGUUGCUAAAAAAUUGCUGGCAUUCAGGGUUUCCCGCAUACUCUAUUGUGGAAGAAAAAAAAAAGAAGGCAAUGAAAUAGGAGCUAUUCACACUGAUUUCGAUUGCCUUCUGAAAGAAAGCGACUUUGUUAUUGUGAAUUGUUCUUUAACUCCUGAAACAAAAUGUGUAUUUAAUAAAGACAAAUUUUCCCUGAUGAAACCUACAUCCAUCUUUGUUAAUACUGCAAGAGGAGGUGUUGUUGAUCAAGAAGCCCUUCUUGAAGCUUUGCAGAAUAAAGUGAUUGCUGGUGCAGGUUUAGAUUGUAUGAACCCUGAACCAAUUCCUACUGAUCAUCCUCUUACAAAAUUGGAUAAUUGUGUGUUACUUCCACACAUAGGAAGUGCAACAUUUGGAUCUCGUAAUGCUAUGGGAGUCUUGGCUGCACAGAAUAUCUUAGCUGCCCUUGAUGAUAGAGAAAUGCCUGCAGAAAUUAAAGUUUGA